Xiphophorus maculatus (southern platyfish) is the source of this 2877-nucleotide messenger RNA. It is a transcript of the gene nfs1, whose product is annotated as NFS1, cysteine desulfurase. The record is from RefSeq and is a predicted model, not a curated record. Gene Ontology annotation, cellular component: cytosol; nucleus; mitochondrion. Bases 242 to 1591 code for a protein of 449 amino acids. Gene Ontology annotation, molecular function: pyridoxal phosphate binding; cysteine desulfurase activity. Lineage: Eukaryota; Metazoa; Chordata; Actinopteri; Cyprinodontiformes; Poeciliidae. The transcript is spliced from 13 exons. Gene Ontology annotation, biological process: [2Fe-2S] cluster assembly.
UGAUGUGUUGCAUUGACAUUGACCCGUUCUACUGCAACCUGUAUGUAAGCGAGUGACUAACGGAUAAAAACAGAACUUUACUCGUGUGCAACAUUUUUUUGAAGACUUUUUAUCUUCAGCUUUCUCUAACAGGAACCUUGCUUUCUGAUCAAGCUCACAUCGUUAGAUUUUCGGUGUUCAAGUUAGUGUUGGUGUGGACGGAGGUCGACAGAGCUUUAGCUGAAGUCAGUCUACCGACCCGAUGCUUUCCCCGGGCAAGACCAUCUCCUCCCGGCUGCUGAGGCCGGCCUCGUGGCUUCCUUUUCGUCUGUGUCCUGAGCGGACAGCCGUUAGCUCCAUGCAAAAAGAGCUGAUCAAGAAACAUGAACUGGAGAAAGAUGAGCUGCGGCCCCUCUACAUGGACUUCCAGGCUACUACUCCUAUGGAUCCUCGAGUCCUGGACGCCAUGUUGCCAUUCCAGGUGAAUUACUAUGGAAACCCUCACUCUAGGACACAUGCCUAUGGUUGGGAGAGCGAGACUGCCAUGGAGACUGCCAGAAAGCAGGUGGCCGAUCUUAUUGGAGCCGAUCCCAGAGAAAUCAUCUUCACCAGUGGAGCCACAGAGUCCAACAACAUGGCCAUCAAGGGCGUGGCCAGGUUCUACCAGGCCAAGAAGCGACAUGUGAUCACAACACAGACUGAACAUAAAUGUGUUCUGGACUCCUGUCGGAUCUUGGAGGCUGAAGGAUUUGAGGUCACCUACCUGCCUGUCCAGAAUAAUGGACUUCUGGACCUGCAGUUACUGGAGGCCUCCAUCCGUCCGGAAACCUCACUGGUGUCCGUGAUGACCGUCAACAAUGAAAUUGGAGUCAAGCAGCCCAUCAAGGAAAUCGGUCAGAUUUGCCGAUCCAAGGGAGUCUUCUUGCACACUGAUGCUGCGCAGGCUGUUGGAAAGAUUCCUAUCAGUGUCUCUGACUGGAAGGUCGAUUUGAUGUCAAUUAGUGGUCACAAGAUCUACGGACCCAAAGGUGUGGGCGCUUUGUAUGUGCAACGCCGACCUCGAGUUCGUUUGGAGCCGCUGCAGAAUGGGGGCGGCCAAGAGAGAGGUCUUCGCUCUGGGACGGUGCCCACUCCGCUGGCCGUCGGACUCGGAGCCGCCUGCAGCAUAUCUCAGAAGGAGAUGGAGUAUGAUCAUCAAAGAGUGUCCAUGCUAGCUAACCGUCUGGUCCAGAAAAUCAUGUCUGAGAUUCCUGACGUUGUCAUGAAUGGAGACCCAGAACAGCGCUACCCUGGAUGCAUUAAUCUUUCAUUUGCCUAUGUGGAAGGAGAAAGUCUGUUGAUGGCGCUGAAGGAUGUUGCUUUGUCAUCUGGAAGUGCAUGUACAUCAGCUUCUUUGGAGCCAUCAUACGUUCUCAGAGCCAUUGGAGCAGAUGAAGACCUUGCUCACUCUUCCAUCAGGUUUGGUAUCGGCAGGUUCACCACAGAACAAGAAGUCGAUUACACAGCGGAGAAAUGCAUCCACCACGUCCGCAGACUCAGAGAGAUGAGUCCUCUCUGGGAGAUGGUUCAGGAAGGCAUUGACCUGAAGAGCAUCAAGUGGACGCAGCACUAGACCCCACCCACUGCUUGCCGAUAACGAUUACGGUUCCUAAGAAAUUCUUGGGAUGGUCCAGCUAUUUUAUCCUCUAAGCAAACACGCACAAACUUCCUGUCUGACUUGAAGUCUGUUUGUAACUGUAGCUCUCUGUUUUUGUACAAGUUCCUCAUGUUGGUCUUUUAGGAGACAUUAAGCAACAACACUGCUGUCUCUGAUAGUUGUAUUCUACAAGGAGGCUUCCACAAAAUGUGCAGCUUUAUAUGAUCUGAGAUACAGCUUGAAAGCUGAGUAAGCUGAAUCCUACAAAUCAUGAUAAGGGAUAGAACAAUAGAGUACAAUGGACAGAAUAUGUAGUUUGUGCCAUUUUUGAGUAAGAUGCAAGGAGAGGAAAAAUCAAUUACGUCAUUUAAAAUGAAUAGAAGCAAAAGGAAAAACUGGCAUGUCAUGCCAGCUGUUCUUAUUUAUUUUAAUGUACUAUAGUGAACAUGCAUCUACUACCGUUUUAUAUAUAGAUGCAGUCAUGCUGCUUCAGUAUGUAUCAGUUAACAUUUUUUAUAUAAUAUUGAUGUAAUAUUAAAAAAAACAUCUGCCUUCAACUAUGAGCAGUUUCACUGACCCUGUGGAUGAAACGCAUGCCCACCACAUGACGCUGCCUCCUGUCAAGGUGAUGCGUUAAUGAGGCUGCCCUUGAUCAAAUUGAAAAGGGAUAAAAAGAAAUUAAUUUUUGUAAAUGUUGAUUUCAGUUAUAUCUGAAAGCAGGUAUUUGUAUGGGAGUGUUUGCACUCUUUAACUUUUUUUGUUUUUGAAAAAGUAAGUGUUACAUGAAAAUGGCAUAUGGAUAGGAAACGGUCCACUUCAUGGGCAAAAAACAUACAGUGUGAAUCUAAACACAAGAGACAAAGAGUUUGUCUCAUCUCUUUUUUAUGAUCCAUCUGAAGGAUUAUUCAGUUUUCCCACCAAAUAAGCAGGUUGAACCUUCGUCAUUGGUUGUCAUUUAAAAUGUCCACUUCAUUAGUUAAUGUGGAACAUUCAUAAGACUGUAAUUCUUAAUAAAUCAACAACUGUGAUGAAAUAACUUCCAAACAGAAAUUUGACAAACAUCCAUAUGAGAUGAUUAAAGAAAUCCAGAAAAUUGUUUUCCAAAUCAACGCUAGGAAAGCAAAUGUAAACAUCUCUUUAAGAGAUGUAUUUUAUUCCUAGGCUCCUCCAGCUGCUGUAUUUCAUUACUCCACAGUUUCUGUUGCUACACAGUGCUUGUUAGUAUCCAAUAAAAUCACUGCUUUAUGUUUAUGCAAUCAAGA